AUGGCUUGCAAGUUGCAUAUCAGGAAACUGCUGCAUAAGAUUCCAAACGCAUUACGGAAACGUGGCCUCGUACGUGUAAUAUACAGUGACGUACCAUUGCUGAUCAAUCCGAAGAUCGAUAUCUAUGGUGCAUUGUUUAUAAUGAGAAGUUAUGCGGAAUUAUGCAUCAACAAGGGCCGUUAUCCUCGGAUGAAGAUUUUCUCCUUCAUUGAAAAUACUGCCAUCAUUAUUAAUGUUUGGUUAAAACAAGGAGACAGAGGAUUGAUACUAACCAAUGCGACAGAUGCUAUUGCGAAACGGUCUUCAAUAGGAUCAUUUAGAGAUAUUACGGCUCACUUGAACAAGUCGCUCUCUAAAAUUAAUCCUAAUUGA
Molecule: messenger RNA, 372 nt
Organism: Loa loa (African eye worm)
Lineage: Eukaryota; Metazoa; Nematoda; Chromadorea; Rhabditida; Onchocercidae
Exons: 3
Coding region: 1-372 (123 amino acids)
Source: RefSeq, a predicted model, not a curated record